Messenger RNA from Fusarium pseudograminearum CS3096, 459 nucleotides. RefSeq lists its product as uncharacterized. Bases 1 to 459 code for a protein of 152 amino acids. Gene Ontology annotation, biological process: translation; ribosomal small subunit assembly. Gene Ontology annotation, molecular function: structural constituent of ribosome; RNA binding. The transcript has 4 exons. Gene Ontology annotation, cellular component: cytosolic small ribosomal subunit; ribosome. NCBI's taxonomy places the organism in Eukaryota, Fungi, Ascomycota, Sordariomycetes, Hypocreales, Nectriaceae. The record is from RefSeq and is a predicted model, not a curated record.
AUGGCUGACGAAUACGACGCCGAGCAGGCUGCUGAGCUCAAGAGAAAGAGAGCGUUCCGAAAGUUCUCCUACCGAGGAAUCGACCUUGACCAGCUCCUCGACCUCUCCUCCGACCAGCUUCGCGAUGUUGUCCACGCUCGUGCCCGCCGCAGGAUCAACCGUGGUCUGAAGCGCCGCCCCAUGGGUCUCAUCAAGAAGCUUCGCAAGGCCAAGCAGGAGGCUCAGCCUAACGAGAAGCCCGAUCUCGUCAAGACCCACCUCCGAGACAUGAUUGUCGUCCCCGAGAUGAUUGGCAGUGUCAUCGGCAUCUACUCCGGCAAGGAGUUCAACCAGGUCGAGAUCAAGCCUGAGAUGGUUGGUCACUACCUCGCUGAGUUCUCUAUCUCAUACAAGCCCGUCAAGCACGGUCGACCCGGUAUCGGUGCCACGCACUCUUCUCGUUUCAUUCCCCUCAAGUAA